AUGCUUGUUUCAGAGAGUGGUCUCGUUCGACAUCCGAGAUAUAAGAGCUCCUCGUAUCAUGGCCCUCUCCAGGAGCUCCCUCUGGAACCAUUCCUGUCCGGGCGCACUGGUAGUAUCCGACCUCGCAAACGACCUCGUUCCCCGGGAGGUUCUGUAACAUGCAGUCCACCUAAACGACGUAUCUUGUGUGCGGAAAACGAAAAUUCCCAUGAGAUAGCGCAGCGCUCGAUGUUGGCUACGGCGAGUGGAAAUUUCGCCUCGUCUUCCUUCAACAUCCUCCCUCACGGCCUGACCGACCUCACCCUAAAGCCUCAGUUCAGCCUUGCAGACCGCACGCUUCCAAAAUUAGUCCAAGUUGGUGCAACGCUCGAAGCAGAUGUUUUAACUGAGGCGACCAUCUCCAUAUCGACUCCUGGUCCCUCGAUGUCUCAUGGCGAUGCCCAAGCAGACGCGUUCCUCACAAGACCCCCUGGCUUAUUACUGUCUGCAGAAGCUACACAAUUAAUGCCUCCGCCUUCGACCAUUCCUCCCGAUCGUCAGUCCUUCCACUAUCCAGGGUUCGAUGUCUAUUUCGACCCCUACGAUGCUUACCCGGAUGAAAAAGAGCGGGAGCCUAAGCCUGACACACAGUCGAAAGUCGGUUAUUACGGAAAUCUCUUUGUGGUCGAGCCGUCGAGACAGGACAAAGAAUGCGAGAAGGAGAAUGUAGCAAGCAUUGACGUCAAGGACAGUCCCGACGGAUAUCCUUUGGUAAUCGGGCGAUCUAGGCGGGAUAGAGAGUACGAGAAGGAGAAUGUACCGCCCCGAAUUCCUCGACAUCGCGGCGCUGCCGAUGGAGUUCCCAACCACGUAGCUUGGGUCAAAGCAAAUUUGUUUUCACCAAGCCUGAAGCGGAAGGAGAUUGGUUCAGCCAGGGAAGCAUCAAUGUCGGCAUCGCCAAGGACGAAGAGAGCUCGUGAAGAGUUCGCGAUCAUGCAUCGCUCCGACGAUAUCUUGAGAUUUUGGGAGGGCAAUGGAUCCCGUUUGAUCAACACAAGCUCCGUGCGCAUGGAGAAUGAGAGGGCGGACGCGCCUCUCUGA
Fibroporia radiculosa is the source of this 1080-nucleotide messenger RNA. RefSeq lists its product as uncharacterized. Bases 1 to 1080 code for a protein of 359 amino acids. The record is from RefSeq and is a predicted model, not a curated record. The transcript has a single exon. Lineage: Eukaryota; Fungi; Basidiomycota; Agaricomycetes; Polyporales; Fibroporiaceae.